GCUGAGCCGCGGCGCCCGAAUACUUACCGCGGCGGCGCUCGCUCUGGGAGAACGACUCGGGGCUUGCUUUGUGGCCGCUGUCCCCCUGCCGGCGCCCAGCGCCUCGGCCCCAGCUCAGAGGGAGGGGGCGCACUCCCUAAUACCCCUCCGCUCUCCCCUCGCCUGGGGGAAGAAUGUGCCACCAGCUGUUCUCCGCUCGCGUGCGCUGCGCCCAAAAGUGAAGAACUUGGAAGAAGAGGAGACAAAGGCUGCGUUUGGGACGGAUGAGUUAGAGAAUUGGGUUUGGGCAAACAAAAGGUGCGAAAGACGAGAAGAGGAUAAGGCGAUGGCAACGGGGGAGCCUCGAGGGCUUGAGUUUCUGGGAGUCGCGCCUUGACACGCAUGGUUUCCCCGGACCUUCUGCUGGGCUGACUUCCGCGAGCUGGACGCCCGACUCCGGCAAGUUGGGGAACGCACUGGAACAAUGGACAACUUCUUCCCCGAGGGAACGCGGGUCUGGCUGAGAGAAAAUGGCCAGCAUUUUCCAAGUACUGUAAAUUCCUGUGCAGAGGGCGUCGUCGUCUUCCGGACAGACUAUGGUCAGGUAUUCACAUACAAGCAGAGCACAAUUACACACCAGAAGGUGACUGCGAUGCACCCCACGAAUGAGGAGGGUGUGGAUGACAUGGCCACCUUGACAGAACUGCACGGGGGCUCUAUCAUGCACAAUUUACACCAGCGCUACAAGAGAGAUCAGAUCUAUACCUACAUCGGCUCCAUCAUCGCCUCGGUGAACCCGUACAAGCCCAUCGCCGGCCUGUACGAGCACGCCACCAUGGAGCGCUACAGCAAGGGCCACCUGGGGGAGCUGCCCCCCCACAUUUUCGCUGUGGCCAACGAGUGCUACCGCUGCCUGUGGAAGCGUCACGACAACCAGUGCGUCCUCAUCAGUGGUGAAAGUGGGGCAGGUAAAACCGAAAGCACUAAAUUGAUCCUCAAGUUUUUAUCAGUCAUCAGUCAACAGUCUUUGGAGCUCUCUGUGAAGGACAAGACAUCCUGUGUUGAACAAGCCAUCCUGGAGAGCAGCCCCAUCAUGGAAGCUUUCGGCAAUGCCAAGACUGUGUACAACAACAACUCCAGUCGCUUUGGGAAGUUCGUUCAGCUGAACAUCUGCCAGAAGGGAAAUAUUCAGGGCGGGAGAAUUGUAGAUUAUUUAUUAGAAAAAAACCGAGUAGUAAGGCAGAAUCCUGGGGAGAGGAAUUACCACAUAUUCUAUGCACUGCUGGCGGGGCUGGAGCGGGAACAGACAGAAGAAUUCUAUUUAUCUGUGCCAGAAAACUACCACUACUUGAAUCAGUCUGGAUGUGUAGAAGACAAGACAAUCAGUGACCAGGAAUCCUUUAGGGAAGUUAUUACAGCCAUGGACGUAAUGCAGUUUAGUAAGGAGGAAGUCCGGGAGAUUUUGAGGUUGCUUGCGGGCAUACUGCAUCUCGGGAACAUAGAAUUUAUCACUGCUGGCGGGGCACAGGUCUCCUUCAAAACGGCCUUGGGGAGGUCUGCCGAGUUACUUGGGCUGGACCCAACGCAGCUCACGGACGCUCUGACCCAGAGAUCGAUGUUCCUCAGGGGGGAAGAGAUCCUCACACCUCUCAACGUUCAACAGGCGGUAGAUAGCAGAGACUCCCUGGCCAUGGCACUUUAUGCACGCUGCUUUGAGUGGGUGAUCAGGAAGAUCAACAGCAGGAUCAAAGGCAGCGACGACUUCAAAUCUAUCGGCAUUCUUGACAUCUUCGGAUUUGAAAACUUUGAGGUUAAUCACUUUGAGCAGUUCAAUAUAAACUAUGCAAAUGAGAAACUUCAGGAAUAUUUCAACAAGCAUAUUUUUUCUUUAGAACAACUGGAAUAUAGCAGGGAAGGAUUAGUGUGGGAAGAUAUUGACUGGAUAGACAAUGGAGAAUGCCUGGACUUGAUCGAGAAGAAACUCGGCCUCCUGGCUCUUAUCAAUGAAGAAAGCCAUUUUCCUCAAGCCACGGAUAGCACGCUAUUGGAGAAGCUACACAAUCAACAUGCUAAUAACCACUUUUACGUGAAGCCCAGAGUCGCCGUCAACAAUUUUGGAGUGAAACACUAUGCUGGAGAGGUGCAGUAUGAUGUCCGGGGCAUCUUGGAGAAGAACAGAGACACCUUCAGAGAUGAUCUUCUCAACUUGCUAAGGGAAAGCCGCUUCGACUUCAUCUAUGACCUAUUUGAACACGUUUCAAGCCGCAACAACCAGGAUACCUUGAAGUGUGGAAGUAAACACCGGCGACCCACGGUCAGCUCCCAGUUCAAGGACUCACUGCAUUCCUUGAUGGCAACGCUAAGCUCCUCUAACCCUUUCUUUGUUCGCUGUGUCAAGCCAAACAUGCAGAAGAUGCCAGACCAGUUUGACCAGGCGGUCGUGCUGAACCAGCUGCGGUACUCUGGGAUGCUGGAGACGGUGAGGAUCCGCAAAGCUGGCUAUGCUGUCCGGAGACCCUUCCAGGACUUUUACAAAAGGUACAGAGUGCUGAUGAGGACCAUGGCCGUGCCCGACGACAUCCGGGGCAAGUGCACGGCCCUCCUGCAGCUCUGCGACUCCUCCCGCAGCGAGUGGCAGCUGGGGAAGACGAAGGUCUUCCUUCGAGAAUCCUUGGAGCAGAAACUGGAGAAGCUGCGUGAAGAGGAAGUUAACCGGGCGGCCAUGGUGAUCCGGGCCCACAUCUUGGGCUACUUGGCACGGAAGCAGUACAGGAAGGUCCUUUCUUGUGUGGUGACGAUACAGAAGAAUUACAGAGCCUUCCUGCUGAGGAGGAGAUUUCUGUGCCUGAAGAAAGCAGCCAUAGUUUUCCAGAAGCAGCUCAGGGGUCAGAUGGCGCGGCGACUUUACAGACAGCUGCUGGCCGAGAAGCGGGAGGAGGAAGCAAAGAGGAGGCGGGAAGAAGAGGAAAGGAGGAGGCGAGAGCAAGAGGAAAGAGAAAGAGAGAAGGCACGAAGAGAAGCUGAGCUCCGUGCCCAACAGGAGGCAGCUGAACGGAAGCAGCAGGAGCUGGAAGCUUUGCAGAAGAGUCGGAGGGAAGCUGAACUCAGCCGGGAACUGGAGAAGCAGAAAGAAAACAAACAGGUGGAAGAGAUCCUCCGCCUGGAAAAAGAAAUCGAGGACCUGCAGCGCAUGAAGGAGCGGCAGGAGCUGUCCCUGACCGAGGCCUCCCUGCAGAAGCUGCAGCAGCUGCGGGACGAGGAGCUCAAGAGGCUGGAGGACGAAGCAUGCCGAGCCGCCCAGGAGUUCCUGGAGUCGCUCAACUUCGACGAGAUCGACGAGUGCGUGCGCAACAUCGAGCGCUCGCUGUCCGUGGGCAGCGAGUUUUCCAACGAGCUGGGUGAGCUUGCUGAGAGUGCAAGUGCAGAGAAGCCCAACUUCAACUUCAGCCAGCCCUACCCGGAGGAGGAGGUCGACGAGGGCUUUGAGGCCGAUGACGAUGCCUUUAAGGAUUCGCCCAACCCGAGCGAGCACGGCCACUCUGACCAGCGAACAAGUGGCAUUCGGACAAGCGACGAGUCCUCGGAGGAGGAUCCCUAUAUGAACGACACUGUGGUGCCCACCAGCCCCAGUGCCGACAGCACCGUGCUACUGGCCCCCUCGGAGCAGGGCUCCUCCAGCGGGGUGCCCACCUACUGCAUGCCCCAGAACACCGGGGGCCUUCCCUCCCCGGAGGGCGACUACGACUACGACCAGGACGACUAUGAGGACGGUGCCAUCACCUCCGGCAGCAGCGUGACCUUCUCCAACUCCUGCAGUAGCCAGUGGUCCCCAGACUACCGAUGCUCCGUGGGGACCUACAACAGCUCUGGGGCAUACCGGUUUAGCUCCGAAGGGGCACAGUCCUCGUUUGAAGACAGUGAAGAGGACUUCGACUCGAGGUUUGAUACGGACGAUGAACUGUCCUACCGGCGGGACUCUGUGUACAGCUGCGUCACCCUGCCUUAUUUCCACAGCUUCCUGUACAUGAAAGGUGGCUUAAUGAACUCCUGGAAACGUCGCUGGUGUGUCCUCAAGGACGAGACCUUCCUGUGGUUCCGCUCCAAGCAGGAGGCCCUCAAGCAAGGCUGGCUCCACAAAAAAGGUGGUGGCUCUUCCACGCUGUCCAGGAGAAACUGGAAGAAGCGCUGGUUCGUCCUCCGCCAGUCCAAGCUGAUGUACUUUGAAAAUGACAGUGAGGAGAAACUCAAGGGCACCGUGGAAGUCCGGACGGCAAGAGAGAUCAUAGAUAACACCAGCAAAGAGAACGGGAUUGAUAUCAUUAUGGCCGAUAGGACCUUCCACCUGAUCGCGGAGUCCCCAGAAGAUGCCAGCCAGUGGUUCAGCGUGCUGAGUCAGGUGCACGCGUCCACCGACCAGGAGAUCCGGGAGAUGCACGACGAGCAGGCGAACCCGCAGAACGCCGUGGGCACUUUGGAUGUGGGGCUGAUUGAUUCCGUGUGCGCCUCCGACAGCCCAGACAGGCCCAACUCGUUUGUGAUCAUCACAGCCAACCGGGUGCUCCACUGCAACGCCGACACGCCGGAGGAGAUGCAUCACUGGAUCACACUGCUGCAGAGAUCCAAGGGCGACACCAGGGUCGAGGGCCAGGAAUUUAUCGUGAGAGGGUGGUUGCACAAAGAAGUCAAGAACAGCCCGAAGAUGUCUUCGCUGAAACUGAAGAAGCGGUGGUUUGUGCUGACCCACAACUCCUUGGAUUACUACAAGAGCUCGGAGAAGAAUGCUCUGAAACUGGGCACCCUGGUCCUCAAUAGCCUCUGCUCGGUCGUCCCUCCGGACGAGAAGGUUUUCAAGGAGACAGGCUACUGGAACGUCACCGUGUACGGCCGCAAGCACUGCUAUCGGCUCUACACCAAGCUGCUCAACGAGGCCACCAGGUGGUCCAGCGCCAUUCAAAAUGUGACUGACACCAAGGCCCCCAUCGAUACCCCCACCCAGCAGCUGAUUCAAGACAUCAAGGAGAACUGCCUGAACUCGGACGUGGUGGAGCAGAUUUACAAGCGGAACCCCAUCCUCCGCCACACCCACCACCCCCUGCAUUCCCCGCUCCUGCCCCUGCCUUACGGAGACAUCAAUCUCACCUUGCUCAAGGACAAAGGCUAUACCACCCUCCAGGAUGAAGCCAUCAAAAUCUUCAAUUCCCUCCAGCAACUGGAAUCCAUGUCUGACCCCACUCCCAUCAUCCAGGGCAUCCUCCAGACGGGGCAUGACCUGCGCCCCCUGCGAGACGAGCUGUACUGCCAGCUCAUCAAGCAGACCAACAACGUGCCGCACCCGGGCAGCGCCGGCAACCUGUGCAGCUGGCAGAUCCUUGCGUGCUUGAGUUGCACCUUCCUGCCGAGUCGGGGGAUCCUCAAGUACCUCAAGUUCCACCUGAAGAGGAUACGGGAACAGUUCCCAGGAACCGAGAUGGAAAAAUACGCGCUCUUCAUUUACGAAUCUCUUAAGAAAACCAAGUGCAGAGAAUUUGUGCCUUCCCGCGAUGAAAUAGAAGCUCUGAUCCACAGGCAGGACAUGACAUCCAUGGUGUACUGCCACGGCGGCGGCUCCUGCAAAAUCACCAUUAACUCCCACACCACAGCCGGGGAGGUGGUGGAGAAGCUGAUCAGAGGCCUGGCCAUGGAGGACAGCAGGAACAUGUUCGCCCUGUUUGAGUCCAACGGACACGUUGACAAAGCCAUCGAAAGCCGGACUAUUGUGGCCGAUGUGCUAGCAAAGUUUGAAAAGCUGGCUGCCACCUCAGAGGUGGGUGACCUGCCCUGGAAAUUCUACUUCAAACUUUACUGCUUCCUGGACACAGACAAUGUGCCAAAAGACAGCGUGGAAUUUGCAUUUAUGUUUGAGCAGGCCCAUGAAGCUGUCAUCCACGGCCACUAUCCGGCCCCGGAAGAAAACCUGCAGGUUCUCGCAGCCCUGCGGCUGCAGUACCUGCAGGGCGACUAUUCGCUGCACACCGCCGUCCUGCCCCUGGAAGAGGUUUACUCGCUGCAGAGGCUCCGGGCCCGCAUCAGCCAGUCCACCAAAAGCUUCACCCCGUGUGAGCGGCAGAGGCGGACGAGCUUCCUGGAGGGGACGCUGCGGCGGAGCUUCCGGACUGGCUCUGUGGUCCGGCCCAAGGCCGAGGAGGAGCAGAUGCUGGACAUGUGGGUCAAGGAAGAAGUCUCCUCUGCUCGAGCCAGUAUCAUCGACAAGUGGAAGAAGUUUCAGGGAAUGAGCCAGGAACAGGCCAUGGCCAAGUACAUGGCCUUGAUCAAGGAGUGGCCUGGCUAUGGGUCGACGCUCUUUGACGUGGAGUGCAAGGAAGGCGGCUUUCCCCAGGACCUCUGGCUGGGCGUCAGCGCAGACGCCGUGUCCGUCUACAAGCGCGGGGAGGGGAAACCGCUAGAAGUCUUCCAGUAUGAGCACAUCCUCUCCUUCGGCGCCCCCCUGGCAAACACCUACAAGAUUGUGGUGGAUGAGAGGGAGCUGCUCUUUGAGACCAGUGAGGUGGUGGACGUGGCCAAGCUCAUGAAAGCCUACAUCAGCAUGAUUGUGAAGAAGCGCUACAGCACCUCGCGCUCCGUCAGCAGCCAGGGCAGCUCCAGGUGAACCAGGCGGAGCCCACGUGUCCUCAGGACCUGAACACGCCCCCCUCUGGCCUCAGCUGGCUCCUGCGGGCAGAGCCCAAGCACAGCUGCCCAGGCUCUCGGGAAGCCUCCGGGAGGAGGUGUCCCCGAGGGACCUUUCGCCCUGUCCACUUCAGUGAUCAUGUAUUAAGCUGUCAACCUUAACCCAAUUUCCAACGCUUCACUACUCCUAGAUGACACAUGCCUUAAAAAAAAGAGAAGAAAAAACCCACGCUGCCGCCAAAGCAGCCAAAAGUGCCUUAACGUGUGGGAGCAACACUAACGGACCUUAACUGUGCUACUGAAGGGAAAGCUUCCCCCUUGCCGGGGAGACUGACAGAGCUUGGCGGUGGGGGCGUUUAUCCGUCACCUAUGCACUAACCUCUCAGCCUGAUCUCCCGACUUUGAGGGAAGGUGAGGGAGCGGGGAGGGGGCAGGGAGCGCAAGGAGACAGUGUAUCUUAGUUGGGGUGCUGCUGGCAGCCUUCCUCGCAACACAUAGUAACUUUUUUUGUUUCAUCUUUUAAGUGUCUGUGCUGGCCUGUGCAUGCAUGUGUUCAUAAACUCACCACUUUAAUCACUGUUUCAAGAGUAUUAAAAGCAAAGGGAAAAAGGAAGUGCAAUGGUGUAAACAGUCUGUCUGUAUAUUUUAAUAGUUCAGAGUUAUAGUCUCCAGUUGUUAACUUUAUAAGGCAGUGAUAUUAACAAACCGAAUUCUGGAUUUUCCUGUCCUUGCUGUAUUUCGAAAGCCACAUUUGGACUCAGUUUUAUUAUACAUGUAGCAAAGUCUGCAUUCUGUGUCUGCUGUAUUAUAAACAGAAAUGCAGCCUGCAAAUAACUGUAUUUAUAAACCACUCUUAAACAGCUGGCUUCAGGGCUGUUUUUAGAAAUGUAUGAAGUCAUUUUGGAGUCUUUAGUUUCUAAAAGAUUUAAGUUAAAAAAAAAUGUUUCUUUGAAGGUUAGCUUGUAUCGCUCCAGGUAGAUUACUGUAUAACCA
Molecule: messenger RNA, 7638 nt
Organism: Molossus molossus (Pallas's mastiff bat)
Lineage: Eukaryota; Metazoa; Chordata; Mammalia; Chiroptera; Molossidae
Gene: MYO10
Product: myosin X
Exons: 41
Coding region: 464-6625 (2053 amino acids)
Cellular component (GO): cytoskeleton; myosin complex
Molecular function (GO): protein binding; cytoskeletal motor activity; ATP binding
Source: RefSeq, a predicted model, not a curated record